GGCCAUCGGGGGCCCCCUUCAGCUGGGGGCCCUAGGCAACUGCCUACCUUGCCUACCCCAUUGCGACGGCUCUGCUUGUGGGGACAUUUCGACCCCACGACGUAGGGCACACAUGGACACGCGCGCGCGCACACACACACACACACGCACCGCUUGUCAUGAGAGCGUCGGCUCAGUCGAAGUAGUCUGGACAAGCACUCAAGACCGCAUAUUUAUUUUUACUGGCAAAAAAGAAACUGGAUUCUUCCUCAACCUGUCCUUUACUUUGCAAAACGUUCGGUGGACUUCAGCAAAACAAAUUCGUGACCUUUUUCAUAGAAUUUCGCUAACAAAUGUGGAAUACAACAUAUUAAAAUGAUGGCCAAAUGGGCAUCAUCAACUGCGUCAGGGACAAUGCGUCGCGACAUUGAGUUCCUCGCGUGCUGUUCACUAAUUUAUUAGUAGCGACGAACCCGUUUGCCUUCAGAAGUAUGAAGAAUAAACAAUGUUUAAUAAUUGCUCGGAUGGGGAAUCUUUUCAAUCUUUUUCCAAGAACUUGGAGGAUUUUGAUUCUAUACGGAGUGUGCUCCUUUACAGUGACUUGGAGCCAGAAUGGUUGGAUGAUGUCCAGAAGAACGGUGAACUCUUCUAUCUUGAGCUGAGUGAGGGCGAGGAAGAAGCUCUGUUGGCCCAGGUCUCCGCCAGUCAGUCCGCUGCCACCAAUCAUGUACAUUUCAGUGAAAAGGAGGCAGAGAUUAUCACUGAAAACAGUAAAAAGAACACAGUCCCCAGCAAUAAAUCUGAAGCAAAACUCUGGAAGCUGGGCAAGAUCCUGAGACGAAAGCGGCAACCGUCUCUUAGAAAAACCUCCAAUGGAAAAGAGGAAGGGGCUUCCCAGCGGCCCACCUCUAUUUUGAAGAAUCAAGCAGAGCACCGGUCUGGGGUGGUGGUACAGCAGCAGCAUCUGAAGGACGUGUGUGUGUAUCUGAACCCCAAACGGCUCGGCACCGCCUCACCUCCAUCUCCAGAGAGAGGGGGGCUGCUGGAAGCCUUGCUGGGUGUGAUGCAUCGGCCAGGAGGAAGUUCAGGGAAGAGGGGGGGAAAACUCAUUAUACAUGGCCUGGUCCCACACAGUCCCGCCAGCAAGUGUGCCAAAAUUCUUAUUGGCGAUGUCCUGGUUGCUGUGGAUGAUGUGGAUGUUACCUCAGAAAACAUUGAGAGAGUUCUCUCCUGUAUACCUGGCCCCACACAGGUGAGACUAACUUUGGAGACUGUUGGUCCAGUUGGGAGCCCUGUAGACUCUGCAGUACCCAGACUGAAAGCAUCUCCCCCGGUCAGUCAACUGGUCAGACUGCUGUGGGGGGAGGACACUGUUGAGCUCCAGAUGUCUAUAGCACAUAUACCACACAUAGUGAUGUUCCUCUCACUUAAACUCGACUCUGAGUCGCCACAAGAGGAGCAGGACAUGUUGUACCAGUAUCCAGUGUCUGAGGCUUCGACCCAGCUGAAAGCGGUGAGAGGGAUUUUCCUGACGCUCUGUGACAUGCUGGAGAAUGUCACUGGUGGACAGAUAGUCAGUUCCUCACUGUUGCUGCAGAAUGAGUUAGUUCAUGUGGGCUACUGGAAGGAUGGCAGCAAUCUACUAGUCAUCGGCGUUCCCGCCAGCAAGGUUCCACUGCUGUACCUGCAGACUAUAAUCGAAGGAGUCGUCCGAACUCUCAAGGUCAUGUACGGCUCUCUUGAUAGUGCGUUCUGUGAGGUGGAGAACUCUCCCCGUCUGGAUCAUUUCUUCUGCCUGUUCUUUCAGCAGCUUUUCCAGCCCUCCCGUUUGAUUGAUAGCUCUGAACCGCCCUCCUCAGACAUCUCAGGGACUCUCUUCUUAGAUGGCUUACCAGCCGUACGCUGGCUCACUUUACCACCUGAUAUAAAGGUAGAGGUGGACACUAUACUAUCAGAUUUUGAGUCCUCAGAUUUUGGUGAAAUGUCUGAAGACUUCUACUGCAUGAGGCGUCUGUAUGUAAUUUUGGGCUCCUGUCUUUUCUAUAAGGGAUAUCUGAUAGCGAAUCACCUCCCUAAAGAAGACCUGCUGGACGUGUGUCUGUACUGUCAGCACUACUGUCUGCUGCCACUGGCAUCAGAACAGCAUGUGGGACAGCUGGUGGUGUGGAGGGAGGUGUUCCCCCAGCGGAGAGCCCACCCCUGUCCUCUCACAACACCCCCCACAUCACAUCUCAGUUACAGUGAACCACACGCACGGCACUUCCUGCUCAUAGUGGGCCUGAGACACUUUAUGCAGUGUGUAUUGCUGGAGGCUGGUGGCUGUGCCUCACCCACUUUGGGGUCUCCUGGUCCAGACUGUGUCUACGUGGACCAGGUCAAAGCCACCCUGCUUCAACUGGAGAGCCUGUAUGCGGGCAUCGAGGAGCGGCUUUCAGCUCCACCCACUCCGUGCCUCUCCUGCGCUGAUUGGUUCCUUCCUGCUGGUGGGCGGGAUCGUCAAGAUGUCAUUGGCAGCUCACCCAUACUCAACCGGCUGACGGCAGCCAUCAAACCCACAUCGCCGGCCGUGAUCAGUCGAAGUCUGUUUGGAGAGAUAGGGACAUCGGGUCUAAAAGGACGAAGACCAAGUCCACAGAGGAGUUUGUCUGAUAGUGGCAGCGAGGGUCACGGGGAGGGAGUGGCAUCUUUAACUCCGGGUUUGAGUCCUCAUGAGCGAACACCCUUUAGUGGUACACGCAGGGACUCCCUCGGGUCGGGAGGGUCAGACGGCAGCUUGGGCAGUGCAGGUUUUUUCAAGAUUCCGAGGUUAAAACACCCUAACCCGUUCUACCUGGGCUCCUUGAAGAAGAGUCUGACAGACCGGGAAACUGAGGAGAUGAUGCACAAUGUUCUCAAACUAACAGCAGGUGCGGAGAACACAUUGUUUCAUUACGUGUUAAUGGAGACAGUGCAGGGCAUCUUCAUUGCACCUACACACAGAGAAGUGAAUCAACUCAGCGGCUCUAUCCACCCGCAGCUCAUCCAGAACUUCUACCACUGUUGUCUGUCCAUACGUCAUGCCUUCCAGCAGAGCCUCCCCACACGGGAUCGUAGAGGGACGGAUCGACCGCAGAGCACUCGGGGUUUGGGCCCAGUCAAAGAACACGGCGUUCUGUUCCAGUGUAAACCUGAAAACUGGACAGAUCAGAAGAAACCAGCACCCACCAUGACGUACUGGGUUAUAGGACGAAUGCUUCUAGAACCUGUGCCCCAAGAGUUCUACGUGUGCUUCCAUGAUUCUGUCGCAGAGGUUCCUGUGGAGAUGGCGUUCCGGCUGUCUUUCGGCUUGGCCAUGUGAUAAUAUUCCAGAGAGACUUCUACAAGUUAUCGUCCUUAACAUUUACAUGCUGUUGUGCAGCACAGGGCUGGUCUAUGACAUUUCAUUGAAGGGCUUCUCAUUUUUAUGAGUUAUCUGCAGAAAUGUUUUCCACUAGAGAGAAUCAGACAUCAAUGAUACUCGAAAAGCACCCUUCUGUCAAACAGGCUACCGGUCCAUCCUUAAACCUUCUAUGGUAUUGAAAAAUGGCUCAAUAUGUGUAACCCAUUUUUAUGAUAAUAAUACCAUUUCUUCUUCCCUGAAGUAAAAACAAUAAAAUCGUGCAUUUAUUUAGGAAUUUCAUGCUAUUUUUAUCUUAUUUACAUGUACAUUUCUACAUUAAUUUGCAUAUACAAAUAAGCAAAAAAAUGCUGCUAUCUUGUGAACAAAAUAUAAACAUGACUUGCCAGUAACAGCCUGUAGAGGGCUGUAGCCACCUAUGGUGUAGUCUGAUGGCUUGUUGUAACCUAAUUUUAUAUUUUAUCACAUGAUAUGCAUUUGGAUAUUAUCAAUUUAUUAUGUCACAUUCUAAAAAUGAAGUGUUAGUUUUUGCAUUAUGUUUGCAAUCAAACCUGACCAUGGUGCUACAAAGAAAAGACACAGAAUAAGGAUUUUUCUAUCAAUAAUUUAUUUCAAACAUAAACAUUUAUAACUCAGAGUAAAUGCACAAUAAUGUCAAGAAAAUUUACAUCAAGAAACAGAAAUGAACUGCAGAAUUCUGAAAAUUAAAUUGAAAUUUCAAACAUUCUAUAGUAAAAAUGUAUUUUGCAAAAGUGUGUGUGUGUGUGUGUCAGAUUGUUGUCAUCAGCUGAAAAGCAACAAUUGCCUUGUAUUGCCAACAAUGACCAAAAGAUGGCUGUAGAGCUCCACUUAGUGAUGACCUGGUAUGUGUGUGUUAUCGUUUCACCCCUUAAUUUCUGAGUGUGUGUGUUUAGCAUUGUGACUUGAAGUCAUCAAGUCUUGUGCUGCUUAGAUAAAGGAAACCAUUUUAUUAAACAAGGGAAAAUAAAUUCAGGUAAAAGUGACCAAAUAAUUCCAUAGGUGGGCUUAGCUAAAAUGCUAACCAUGUGGCAAUCAUAUGUGGUUUAUGUGAUUAAACUUACCUUUUGCUGUUUUUUUUUUUUCAACAAUGGAAGUUAAAUACAGGCACGGUUUGAAGUAGAACUGGCUACUGACAAGUCAGCCAAGGCAUCAAAAUCAGAGUUCGAUGUGAUUCACAAACUGUCAGAAGCAACAAACUAAUAAAUCAAUUGUCCAUCUCUUUACAGACAAUACAUGCUUCUGAAAUGAGAAAAAAAAAAACUUUAAUACCUAUGAUUGAUUUCUCAAACAGGCACAAUAAGAUGAACGGCUUA
Molecule: messenger RNA, 4689 nt
Organism: Xyrauchen texanus (razorback sucker)
Lineage: Eukaryota; Metazoa; Chordata; Actinopteri; Cypriniformes; Catostomidae
Product: protein inturned-like
Exons: 16
Coding region: 485-3316 (943 amino acids)
Biological process (GO): establishment of planar polarity; nervous system development; cilium assembly
Cellular component (GO): cytoplasm; cilium
Molecular function (GO): protein binding
Source: RefSeq, a predicted model, not a curated record